Messenger RNA from Ipomoea triloba (trilobed morning glory), 4033 nucleotides. Its product is annotated as receptor-like protein 52. The transcript has 4 exons. The coding region runs from base 1 to 3864 and encodes 1287 amino acids. Lineage: Eukaryota; Viridiplantae; Streptophyta; Magnoliopsida; Solanales; Convolvulaceae. The record is from RefSeq and is a predicted model, not a curated record. Gene Ontology annotation, molecular function: protein binding.
AUGGCCACUUCUCAUCAUAUAUUGCUCUCUUUUGUUUUUCAUUUUCUUCUUCUCUUUUCACUGCUGCCCUUGGAGACUGCAACUUCAGAAACAACAGAGGGAAGAGCCCUUCUCAAAUGGAAGAACACCCUUUUCAAUACUGAUGCUCUUCAUUCUUGGUCCACUGCUAAUCUUGACAACAUUUGUUGGAAUUGGACGGGUAUCACUUGCAACAAUGUUGGAGCUGUUUAUAAGAUAAAGCUGGACAAUUUCAGUCUCUCAGGUACACUUAAAAGUCUUGACUUCAUUUCAUUUCCAAAUCUCACCCGUUUUAGCCUCCAUAAUAACAGCUUUACUGGAUCAGUUCCAUAUGCAAUUGCUAACCUUUCCCAGCUUGUUUUCUUGGAUCUCAGUUGGAACCAUUUUGAAAAUUUUAUACCUGGAAGAUUAACAAAUCUCCGGUUCUUGAACCUUGGACUAAACCGUCUUAGUGGUACUAUUCCCUCAGAAAUAAGCCAUCUUCAACGCCUUACUUCCCUCUCCUUAUAUGAAAAUUCUUUGACUGGCCAAAUUCCGGAAGCAAUAUUCUCCAAUUUGACCAACCUUCAAACUUUUGAUUGUGGAUGGAAUAUGUUCCGUGGGGCAUUUCCAACAAGUUUUCUCAAGCUAUCGAAGCUUAAACAACUUGACAUAAGUUACAACAGUUUCUAUGGGUCAAUUCCUCCUACAAUUGGAAAUCUAAGUUCACUAACCAACCUUGAUCUGAGCUACAACAUGUUGGAAGGAAAUAUUUCCGAAUCACUAUGCAAUCUUCACUCCCUUAACACUCUUUAUUUAUCUUUCAAUAAGUUUAGUGGUCUGUAUCCUCAAUGCCUUGGAAAUAUUACCUCACUAACACAUCUUUCUCUAGAUUCUAAGGUAAUGCAUGCGAAUAUUCCUAGAAUACUAUGCAAUCUUCACUCCCUUGAAGGCCUUUCUUUAAAUUACAAUUAUUUUGGUGAUGUAAUUCCACAAUGCUUGGGGAAUAUAACAUCAUUAACACAUCUUUCUCUUCUUUCCAACACCAUGCAAGGAAAUAUUCCAAGAGCACUUUGCAAUCUUCCUUCCCUUGAGGAUCUAUAUUUGUCUUUCAAUAUUUUGGGAGGUCCUAUUCCACAAUGUCUAGGAAAUAUAACCUCACUAAAAGUUCUUUCACUCAGGUCUAACACUGGGCAAGGAAAUAUUCCAAGAGCACUUUGCAACCUUCCUUCCCUUGAGGAUCUAUAUUUGUCUUUCAAUAUUUUGGGAGGUCCUAUUCCGCAAUGUCUAGGAAAUAUAACCUCACUAAAAGUUCUUUCACUCAGGUCUAACACUGGGCAAGGAAAUAUUCCAAGAGCACUUUGCAACCUUCUUUCCCUUGAGGAUCUAUAUUUGUCUUUCAAUAUUUUGGGAGGUCCUAUUCCGCAAUGUCUAGGAAAUAUAACCUCACUAAAAGUUCUUUCACUCAGGUCUAACACUGGGCAAGGAAAUAUUCCAAGAGCACUUUGCAACCUUCUUUCCCUUGAGGAUCUAUAUUUGUCUUUCAAUAUUUUGGGAGGUCCUAUUCCGCAAUGUCUAGGAAAUAUAACCUCACUAAAAGUUCUUUCACUCAGGUCUAACACUGGGCAAACCUCACUAAAAGUUCUUUCACUCAGGUCUAACACUGGGCAAAGAAAUAUUCCAAAAGCACUUUGCAACCUUCCUUCCCUUGAGGAUCUAUAUUUGUCUUUCAAUAUUUUGGGAGGUCCUAUUCCACAAUGUCUAGGAAAUAUAACCUCACUAAAAGGUCUUUCACUCUGGUCUAACACUGGGCAAGGAAAUAUUCCAAGAGCACUUUGCAACCUUCCUUCCCUUGAGGAUCUAUAUUUGUCUUUCACUAUUUUGGGAGGUCCUAUUCCACAAUGUCUAGGAAAUAUAACCUCACUAAAAGGUCUUUCACUCAGGUCUAACACUGGGCAAGGAAAUAUUCCAAGAGCACUUUGCAACCUUCCUUCCCUUGAGGAUCUACAUUUGUCUUUAAGCAGUUGGGGAGGUCUGAUUCCAAAAUGUUUGGGAAAUAUGACCUCACUGAGAUCUCUUGAUCUUUACUCCAACAUGUUGAAAGGAAGUAUUCCAAGAUCACUGUGCAAUCUUGGUUCCCUUGAGUCUAUUGAUUUAUCAAACAAUAGGUUGGAAGGUUUGAUCCCAUGGUGCUUUGGAAAUAUAACCUCACUGAGAUCUCUUUAUGUCUACUCCAACAUGUUGAAAGGAAGUAUUCCAAGAUCACUGUGCAAUCUUGGUUUCCUUGAGGAUAUGGAUUUAUCGAACAAUAGGUUGGAAGGUUUUAUCCCAUGGUGCUUUGGAAAUAUAUUUUCAUUGACAUCUCUUAACCUCUACUCCAACUUGUUGAAAGGAAGUAUUCCAAGAUCAUUGUGCAAUCUUGGUUCCCUUGAGGUUAUGAUUUUAUCAAACAAUAGGUUGGAAGGUUUGAUCCCACUGUGCUUUGGAAAUCAAUCCUUAAUAAGUUAUAUUGAUCUUAGCACCAACAAGCUGAACGGAAGUAUUCCAGGAUCAUUAUGCAAUCUUCAACUGUCUCUUGAAGUGCUCAUUUUAUCCAACAACAGUUUGGAAGGCCCAAUUCCUCAAUGCCUGGGAAAAUUGAAAAUUUUGACAACUUUAAUUGUUUUUGAAAACAAACUUGGAGGCAUGUUAGCUUCAACUGCAGUCCCAUCAACUAGUAAUGUCAUAGAUCAAACAACAAAUUCUAGUUUGAUUUAUGGAACGGAUACAUGGUUGUGCAGUUUGAGUUCCUUACAAUUUCUUGAUCUAUCAGACAACAAUUUACAUGGUCCACUGCCUCAUUGUUUAGAGAACUUCAGCAAGGAACUUACUGUCAUUAAUUUAGCAAGAAAUCAUUUUCAGGGGUUUAUUCCAGGAAUUUGCAGAAUCGGAAACAUCUUGGAGUAUUUCAAUUUGAAUGACAAUCAAUUGAGAGGCCCAUUGCCUAGAGGUUUGAGAAACUGCAACAACCUUAAAUUUCUAGAUCUGGGAAACAACAGGUUUCGUGAUUCAUUCCCUCAUUGGUUAGAUACUCUUCUUGAUUUGCGUGUUCUUGUCUUGAGAUCUAAUCAUUUUUAUGGUGAAAUAUGCACUUCUAACACUACACUUCCAUUCCCAAAGUUGCAUAUAUUUGAUAUCUCACACAAUGAGUUCAAUGGUCCUUUGCCAAGGUAUUAUAUGGAAAACUUUGAAGCCAUGCAAAGUUCAAAUGAAAAUGAAAGUUUAACAUCGUAUGAAGCUUCAAUAAGCCUAGUGUGGAAAGGAGUGGAGCUUCAAGUGGUGAAUUAUAAUAUAUGCACAUCCCUUGAUUUAUCCAAUAACUACUUCGACGGUGAGAUUCCAAAAUCUUUGGGCAAGUUAAGUUUCAUUCGGUUUCUCAAUCUCUCACACAACCAGCUCACUGGUUAUAUUCCACCUUCAUUUGGAAAUUUGAAGAUUCUUGAGGCACUCGAUCUAUCAGCGAACAAACUAGUGGGCGCGAUUCCAGUACAACUUUCAAGAUCCUUGACGUUUCUUGCUGUAUUGAAUCUUUCUUAUAAUAACCUUUCUGGUCCUAUACCUAAUGGCCCACAGUUUGACACCUUUGACAACAAUUCCUAUAUAGGAAACACAGGUUUGUGUGGAUUUCCACUAACUUUGAAAUGCCAAAACAGAGGUGAAGGAAAAGCACCAGAUGUGGAGGAUUCACACAAUUUUGGGAGUGGAUUUGGUUGGCGAAGUGUUGUUAUUGGAUACAGUUGUGGUAUGCCAUUUGGUAUUUUGAUAGGAUAUCUCAUAUUCAAGUAUGGAAAACCACGGUGGCUUAUAAAGUAUAUACUUGGGAAUUGAUAGUUGGAGUGCAAGAGUCAAGAGGAUGGUGAGAUGAAGCAAUGCAGCAGUCUUAGUGUGUGGUUUGUUGUGGUUUUCUUUGUUUGUUUUUACAGUUUUUGUUGUCUUCAUUUUCAUGCCAUAGGUGUGUGAUUGUUGUAGUGUUUGGUUUGUAAUUGUUCUCAUUUUG